CCAGGAUGACAUUGCAAAUUGGGGUCAACCUUCAAGUGACAACACCCGAUUUAACAUGAUACAAUCAACACUGCUUCGUAUGCUCGCUGUCAAAGGUUCAGCCAACUGAGCGAGAGUGCUCAGAAAAUGGUAGCAUAUGGGGCGGCGUUUUUGCAUGUGGGCUUCCUCAGCGCAGCAAAUUUACGAAUGAAAAUAAUUCCUAGACUCUACCAAAUAAGUGAGCAGGUACCCAUGGAUUCGCAACGGCUUUGUAGCGGGUUUCAAGUACAGCGAAGGGAAGUCCAAGGGGACCUGUCACCGAACGUUAAACCUGUCAGGCCUUCAAGAUGCAUGGGGCCUGAAUCUUGCCGCUGGCUCAGAUCAACAUCGCAUGGCAACCGUGAAAAACUUGAAUGUGGGAGGUAAAGACACUGCCUGCAUACGUAUGGGUCUGUGAGCAAGACAGCGAAAUAUUAUUAAAUACACGGUAGCGACUAAAAGCCUGGGUUAUAGAUUAAAUUUAAUUAUGAGAACUCUGAGGACUAGCAGAGCCUACUAGUACAUGCAGUAGAAGGAG
This is a messenger RNA of Lentinula edodes (shiitake mushroom), 556 nucleotides long. RefSeq lists its product as uncharacterized. The transcript has 3 exons. The record is from RefSeq and is a predicted model, not a curated record. Lineage: Eukaryota; Fungi; Basidiomycota; Agaricomycetes; Agaricales; Omphalotaceae. Bases 127 to 405 code for a protein of 92 amino acids.